Molecule: messenger RNA, 372 nt
Organism: Caenorhabditis remanei
Lineage: Eukaryota; Metazoa; Nematoda; Chromadorea; Rhabditida; Rhabditidae
Exons: 4
Coding region: 1-372 (123 amino acids)
Biological process (GO): regulation of mitochondrial membrane potential
Cellular component (GO): mitochondrion
Source: RefSeq, a predicted model, not a curated record
AUGGGUCUAACUGGAAGUAAGAGAAAGGAGGAGUUGUCGCCGACGAAAAGCGAGCAGCAGACGGUUAAGAAAGUAAAACGCGGCGCUCGUCCAGAUGAAAUGAUUGCGAAAUACGCGGAAGUAUUGAAGACACGUGGCAUUUUACCCGAAUAUUUUCUGGUUCAUGAGGCGAAAAGUUCCCAAUAUAUCGAUGAGGAUGGCGAUGUGGCAAACGAAUUCUAUCAGGAGACGAUGAGCGAUGGGGAGAAACGACGAUUGUGUCGUUUGAUUAAGAAUUUGAGACCAAAAGGAAAAGAACGAUACGCGAUUCCACGUCUGAAGCACGACAUUCCGGUGGUCAUUUGGGAAGUUCAGAAGCAACAGGAAUCAUAA